This is a messenger RNA of Lactuca virosa, 1159 nucleotides long. The record is from the annotation of a GenBank genome assembly. NCBI's taxonomy places the organism in Eukaryota, Viridiplantae, Streptophyta, Magnoliopsida, Asterales, Asteraceae.
CCCUCCGCCUUUCCAUACACAAUUACACACCCUCCGUCACCUCCUCAUCCUCUUCAUUCCCUUGUAUCUUUCUCUCUCACUACGUUCCAGUUUUAGGGUUCUUAAGCUUCUCAUUUACCUGCGGAAGAAGAAUUGCAGAUUGUUAAUGGAGGAGUGAGUAGUCUCUCCCCCAUCCCCCCUCUCUCUACCUCUCUCUAUCUGCUUUGUAAACAUAUACCCGUACAAAUAAGCUAUCAUGGCGACGGUGCCCACGAAGAAUCAGCAACGACUGCAUAAUUUCUCGCUUCCAUUCCUAAAAUGGGGACAGAGAACCCAAAUCAACAACAACUGCCGCCGCCGCUACCGCAACUUUCCUCUCACCGACUCAGACCUCAAUAAUGACCGUAAACCUCAUCGGUUUCAUAAUCGGGAGAGUAAAGACACAAAAACGAAAGAUGAGGAAGAAAACGGGGGAGUUUUGUUGGAUAGAGGCGAUAACACCGGGAAAUCAUCGGAUGUGGCUGCGGCAGCUGAUGGAGACGUUAAGCCGUGGAAUCUGAGGCCGAGGAGGUUCGUGAUCAAUACUGUUGAUGGUAAUGGUGCGGUUAUGGGGGUGAAUAGUGCAAAGUCAGGGUGGUUGUUGAGAGGUGGUGCGUCGGCGGCGGCGGCGGCGGAUGAGGAGAAGAUUAAGGAGAAGGAGAAGGAGAAGGAAGAGGAUCAGAUGAAGAAGAAGAGGAGAUUAUGGAUCUCGUUGUCGAAGGAAGAGAUUGAAGAAGAUGUAUAUGCGUUUACUGGAUCAAAACCAGCUCGAAGGCCUAAGAAAAGGAACAAAACCGCGCAGAAACAAGUCGAUAAUGUUUUUCCUGGGCUAUACUUGGUUGGAAUUUCAGCUGAUUCAUAUCGAGUUUAAACUUCACAGUUCAUACUAUUAAGAAGCAGAGACUAGAGAGUAGAGACAGAUGAAAUUGAUCAAAUCACAAUCUACUUGGAAGAGAAAAGAAGCCUCAGUUCGAGGUAUAAUCUAUAAUGUACUAAUUAUAUAAUAAAAAUGGUUGAUUUGAGUCUAUGAUUUCAAACAUAAAAGUUUGUAUGAUACAUAUGAAUGUAAAGGGUUCAGGUUAUUAGUUUGUUAAAUCUUUGAAGCUCAUUGUUCUCUGAAUGGAAGUUCCAUGUUUGAUUU